Molecule: messenger RNA, 797 nt
Organism: Camelina sativa (false flax)
Lineage: Eukaryota; Viridiplantae; Streptophyta; Magnoliopsida; Brassicales; Brassicaceae
Product: eukaryotic translation initiation factor 1A
Biological process (GO): translational initiation
Molecular function (GO): RNA binding; translation initiation factor activity
Source: RefSeq, a predicted model, not a curated record
AGAAACUAGAAGCAACACCACAAGCGCACGCAGCUACGAAACGUUCCUCAAAAAAAAAAAAAAAAAAAAANAAAAAAAAAAAAGGUAUCGUCUUUGUAACUUUGAUCAAUCCAUACUAAGAGAGAAUGCCGAAGAACAAGGGAAAGGGAGGAAAGAACAGGAAGAGAGGAAAGAACGAAGCUGAUGACGAGAAGAGAGAGCUUAUCUUCAAGGAAGAUGGACAAGAGUACGCGCAAGUCCUACGUAUGCUUGGUAAUGGGAGAUGUGAAGCUAUGUGUAUCGAUGGUACCAAACGUCUUUGCCAUAUCCGUGGUAAGAUGCAUAAGAAGGUUUGGAUUGCUGCUGGUGACAUUGUACUUGUUGGUCUGAGGGAUUACCAAGAUGACAAAGCCGAUGUUAUCCUCAAGUACAUGUCUGAUGAGGCUAGGCUUCUCAAGGCUUAUGGUGAGCUUCCGGAUAAUACCCGCCUCAACGAAGGAAUUGUUGGUGAUCUUGAUGAUGAUGAUGAUAAUCUCGUCGAUGACUAUGUUGAGUUUGAGGACGAGGAUAUCGAUAGGAUCUAAGUUUCCUUUGGUUUCCGUAUGGUUCCAUCAUAUUUGAGACACACAAUCUUCUUUGAAAACUGAAGAUUUGGUGUUUACAUUACCUCUUUAAUUACUACCAUUGUUGUUAUGUAUUUCUGGGGUUUCCAGUUUCUUAUCCCUUACUACUACUGCCUUGGUUGAUUCCCCCAAAUAAUUUUCAGAAACUUAUUAUCAGAUUUUUCGAUUUAUUCUAAGGAAAGAACUAUUGUGAAA